AUGACAGCACAAUCUGAAGAAGAAGCUGUUUAUAAUUUAUUAAUUGAUGAUGAAACACAAGAGUUAAGACCUAAAGUUGAUAAGGAUAAAGACGGGAAAUGGAAUUUAAAAGAAAUUCAAGAUUUUGCAACUGCUACCAACGGACGUCCAUUUGAAGAUUCCGUUAUUGAUGAAAUAGUUGAAUCUUUUGAAGUUGAUUCAGAAAACAAUCUAUUAUAUUCAGGUUUUUAUCAAAUGUACUAUAUGCAAACCAUAUCUGAUCCUGAAGAAACUUUAAAAGAUUUCAAAAAGCACAUGGCAACUUCUACAACUAAUAAUUUUGAUGUUGAUAUGACUGGAAUGGAUGAAUUAAAUUAUGAAGACCAUGCAAAGCAAGGAAUUAUUGAUAAUCUAAAUUCAUUAAAGAAUGCCAAGGCUUUAGAAGAAUUUAAAAUUCUUGUUAUUGGCGCUGGUGGUUUAGGAUGUGAAAUUUUGAAAAAUCUAGCACUAACAGGGUUCAAGCAUUUGCAUGUGAUUGAUAUGGAUACAAUCGAUUUGAGUAAUUUAAAUCGUCAGUUUUUAUUUAGGAAAAAGGAUAUUGGACAAUCAAAGGCUAUUGUUGCAGCUAAAUUUGUCAUGAGUAGAGUACCUAAUGUUGAAGUGGUUCCGUAUUUUGGAAAAAUUCAAGAUAAAGAUGACGAUUAUUAUAGACAGUUUCAACUUGUUAUCUGUGGAUUAGAUUCAAUCGAAGCAAGAAGAUGGAUAAACGCUAAAUUAAUAGAUAUGUUUGAUGAAGAUGAUAUGCAAAGUUGGAAGCCUUUAAUUGACGGUGGCACUGAAGGGUUUAAAGGCCAAGCACGUGUUAUUUUGCCAACAAUGACUUCAUGUUAUGAAUGCUCCUUAGAUAUGUUCAACAAACCAACCACUUUUCCUAUUUGUACAAUCGCUAAUACACCACGGUUACCAGAACAUUGUAUUGAGUGGGCCUCUGUAUUAGAAUGGCCACGUGUAUGGGGAGAUAAAAAAUAUGAUACAGAUAAUCCAGAAGAUAUCACUUGGUUAUAUGAACAAGCCUCUAAAAGAGCAAAGCAGUUUAACAUCACAGGCGUCACCUACUCUCUUACUCAGGGCGUUGUUAAAAAUAUCAUUCCAGCAAUAGCGUCUACAAAUGCAAUUAUAGCAGGUAAUGAUGGUAUUUAUACAUACACAUUUGAGCAUCAAAAAAAGCCAGAAUGUCCUGUAUGUGGCUCAGAAUCGAUGAUUGCUGAUUUAAACCCUCAAAUGACACUUGAAGAAUUAAUAGACUGGUUAGCUGAUAAACCUGAUGCGUAA
Cokeromyces recurvatus is the source of this 1311-nucleotide messenger RNA. RefSeq lists its product as uncharacterized. Gene Ontology annotation, cellular component: cytoplasm; nucleus. Bases 1 to 1311 code for a protein of 436 amino acids. The record is from RefSeq and is a predicted model, not a curated record. Gene Ontology annotation, molecular function: NEDD8 activating enzyme activity. Lineage: Eukaryota; Fungi; Mucoromycota; Mucoromycetes; Mucorales; Mucoraceae. The transcript is spliced from 8 exons. Gene Ontology annotation, biological process: protein neddylation.